Messenger RNA from Trematosphaeria pertusa, 4656 nucleotides. RefSeq lists its product as uncharacterized. The transcript is spliced from 3 exons. The record is from RefSeq and is a predicted model, not a curated record. Bases 1 to 4656 code for a protein of 1551 amino acids. Gene Ontology annotation, cellular component: HDA1 complex. NCBI's taxonomy places the organism in Eukaryota, Fungi, Ascomycota, Dothideomycetes, Pleosporales, Trematosphaeriaceae.
AUGGCUCCUUCAGCAAAGCGCAAGCGAACCACGACCAAGUCUACGCCGAACAAACGCCGAAACAAGAAACCCCCGACGAGCAGGCCCGACGAGCCUACCGACGUCGAGUAUAUCGACGACAACUGGUAUACGGUCAAGAGCAUCCUCGACGAGAGAAUCACAGAGAACGGCGACGUCGAGUACUACAUCGACUGGGAGGGCACUGACCCUAAGACCGGGCGAGCAUACAAGCCGACGUGGGAGAAACCGGAGGAUAUCACAGAGUUAUGCAUCGUCGACUGGAACGAGAGGAAAGCUGAAGCUGCAAAGGCACAGCGAGCACAGCGAGCUGCUCGUAGACUAGCAAAAGAAGAGCAUUCGCAACUCCCGCUCAAACCUCCGCCGCGUCGAAAUCGCAAGUCCCGCGUCGUUGAGAGCAGCUCCGAAUUGUCCUCGGUGGUCCCCUCAGACCGAUCCACCCCUGCCCAGUCUACGCCCGAGCAGUCCUCUACGAAUACUUCCCCCGCUGGCCCCGCACCAGACCGUCCGUCUCCACUUGUCCAGAUCGACCCGCGAAACAGCUUCGACCCAGACGAGUACGAGCGCUACUCGCAGCUACCCGCAUCGACCUGUUCUUUAUCCCCAACGCGGCUUUUUGACAGCUCUCAGUCAUCAUACACAGGGCCGCGCGAUUUUCGGUCUUCCGGCGUCGUUAGAGACUCAGAGGACGAAGACGCGGAGGAGAGCUAUAUUCCUACUACGCAGGGUGCAUCUACUGUCAGCUCUAGCGAACAGCAGAGCUCAGCUACAGAGAACCUUACAGCAUCUACUUCGCUCGAAGAGCUAGGCCCUGCGUCACCUGCUAUUUCUAUCCCAGAGACCGAGCCAGACAUUGUCGCGGAUUCGCAGACCCAAGAUCAGCAGUCGCAGUCUCAGUCUCAGUCUCAACCGGAAGAGCAGAUAGAGGUUCUGGAUUCGUUUGAGACAGUCGUAUCCUCUUCUCAACAAACGUCGCAGCAGGUGCACGAGCAAGAGCAUGAGCAGCAGCUCCUGACGGAGGAACCACGCGAGUAUCAGGACAUCAGCGAAAUUAUAUCUCGGCCCGCUGAAGGCCCAGUAGAGGAGCAUAACGGCGCGGAGGAUAGCGCGGAGCAGAUCACUCUCCUCGACUCGACUGAGCAGCAGCUCUCGACUGAAGAGCCACGCGGGCAUCAGGACAUCAGCGAAGGUAUAUCUCAGCUGGUUGAGAACCCAGUAGAGGAGCAUAGUGACGAAGAGAAUAGCGCGGAGCAGACCACUCUCCCGGACCCGACCGCGUCUCAACCUACACCAGAAGCACCAGAACCGGAGAAGCAUCAGAGUACUAUUUCCGAGCAGCCCGUUGCCGCCCACCCUAUCGAGGUGCGAUCAAGCGCAGAGCAGACCACUGUUCUCGACUCUACCGCACCUCAACCUACACCAGAAGCACCAGGACCAGAGAAGGAUCAAAGUGCCAUUUCCAAUCAACCCGCUGCCGCCGGCCCUAUUGAGGCCGCAAAGGUACGGUCAAGUGAGCAACAGGACGGUACCAAAGACCAGUCUGCAUCUCGUAGGGCAAGCAACGCCCUUGGGGUCCAGCACAGUAACGGCGAGCGGUCUUCGCUGUUACUUGAUCAGGCUUGGUCUCCCUCAACAGAGCCGCAUCACACCCAAGAUCUUGUUAUCGCGGAGAACACUCCUCGGUCCGACGUUCGACCUUUGGUUCGUUCCACAGAGUACUCAGCCAUCCCCGAAGCAGUAGAAAGCUCUGCUUCGCCAGCAACACAAUCCGUUGCAGACCGCGGCAACAGCGAGAGUGGUGCGGGAGAGCAGCGCGUCUCUCAAGUGCCCGCGGGUAAUCAGGUCGCAUCUGGUGAACAGCCAGUGGCUUUGACACAAGGACAUAGCCACGAAGAAGCAGCUCUGUCUCUCCCCCCAGCAAGCGGAACGAACGACGCAGUUACAAGGGCCAGCGCCGCCCUUCAGAGUGUCGUCGAGGACAGUGUGGAACGCCGCGAUUUUACGGUUGAGUCCCAGGACUCUAAUUCUGGAAGUUCCGAAACCCGCGUUAACAGCUCGGGACAGCCGUCAAUUUCCCGAGGUGCACCCGAACAAGACGCACAGGUUGUGCAAGUAGAUCCGUACUUGAGUACACCAGACACCCCCGAAAGCAUCCGUCCAACGGUUGAAAAGGACGAGAACGCGCUCGAACAUUCAGCUAGGCCGCCUUCACGGCACGACUCAUCUCAACAGACUCCGGAGCCUCUAACAUCAGCGCACGGUUCCUCGCCUGCGCCAAGACCUCCCGAAUAUUCACUCGGAACCCCAGCAACCAACGCCCCGCCUCCACCUCGGCCUCUAACUCCAGCGAAUUCUUCUCCCUUGUCAGCAACCAUGGACGACACCGCCAACGACUUUGGGAAGAAGAUGAGAGAGUUAAUCGAGAGAAGACAGCGAGAACACGAUGCCACUUACACGCCCACCCGGAGGGUCCUGAAGUCCGCCAUGUUUGCCUCAGCGGGCACUCGAUCCCCUUCCGCAAUUCCCGACCGCUCUCCUCUUCCACAAGUUCCAACAUCACUGCGAACAGUCGCCACGACCAGCUCAGCCCUGGCUCGACCACCACAAGAAGCAGCGCCAGCCCCACCUCAAGACGAGGGUGAAAGCGGGGGCUCCGACAGCAACGUUGCCCCCAUCGCGCCCAUUGCCCCGCCGUCCACCGAUUCCGAACUUAGCGACGCCUCCGAUAACGAGAGCUUGCUCAACGACGACCUGCAGUUGCUACCACAAGAGUUCAUCGUCCCUCUCCCCAUAGAGGGGCGACAGGCCAGCAUGUACAGAGACGAGAUCAAGCAUAGCAAGGACAUACUGAAGGCCUUUGCUGAGGACCCUCAGGGAUUUUCCGAGCUAGACAAUGUUGACAAGGUACUGCAGCGGCUACGUGGCAUCGAGACACAUGUGGAUCUUAUCUACAGCGGAAGCCGCACCUCGCAAGUCAUCGGAGCAUCCACGCAGGUUCAGCACCAGGCGCAAUGGAGCCUCGACAAUUCUGUCAAGUUUAGGUUCUUCGGCACGCUAUUACACAAACUACGGGAGCGCGACAUGCAUGUCAUACUCGUGAUCGAGAAGGACGAUGAGCGCCUGUUCGACAUAGUCGAGACGUUCCUGAGGGGCAAGUUCGUCAACUUCAAGUCCCCCACGCGUGGUCGACAAGCGGACCUCGCACAUGUUGAAGGCAACGUAAUGGUGACGGUGCUAUCGAGCGAGUCUAGUCCCGUUGUACGACCGCCAGAUCUCGUCGUCUGCCUUGAUGGCUGCCUCGAAGCCGCACAGAUCCGGAAGAAGAGUUGGGCUAUGAACCCAGACCGAUCUGUAGUUCCGCUCAUCCACCUAGUCAUUCCCAGGACAGUUGACCAUAUCCAGCGAUACGUCUCUCAAAACCUCAACCCCCGGCGACGAUUGCACACCAUCAUCGCAAGCCUGGCACAGUUCCAGGGUGAAUAUGGACAUGCAAUGUAUGCGCACGGUCCUCGAACAGAUGUCGCAGCUGAGGGCGUCGUUGCUUUCCUCGUCGCAAGCGAAGAAGACGGCCAAGCCCAGGCUGACUGGCCUCUCCCGACUAUUGGUAGCAUCAAGGACCUCAUCGAAUUCCAAUCACAGCAGUCGCAAGAAACUAUCACUUCGCCGCCGCCUGGUCCUGCGGCAUCGGCGAAGCGACCCUUGGACGCCGAGGCCCUCGAUCCCGCCAAACGCAUGCGCUUCACGCCACAGCCGCAGGCACAGGCCCAAACCGGCUCGAGCGAGAACAACGAGAUUACGCACAUAAGCGACUCCCUUCCCGGAACAGAGGCACAAGUCUCAAAGCUGCAAGAACAACUAGCAGAGAAAGCUGAAGCGCUUCAGUCAGAGAAAGCUUUGCGCAAAGCAACUGUGAAGAAGUUCCGCGAGCACCAGGUGAGCUGGGACAAACAGCAAACUGUGCAUGAAGGGCUUAGAGAAUCCUACAAUAUCCUAAAGAAGGAGAGGGAGACCGCCACGAAGCAGCUUGAGGCUGCGAACAAGCGAGAAGCCCUACUACGCGAGCGUCUCGAUGCGAAAGCUACCGAGCAUACGGACCUUCAGACCCGCUUCAAACAGCUCCAGGAUAUAGCCCUGCUCUCAGAGGACGAGAAGACCGCCGAGAUUGCGCGCCUGCUGAAAGAACUCGCCGACUCAAAGGACGCUGAACGGCGCGCCUUUAAGAAGGCUGAAAACAGUGACAAUAUGCUCGAAUAUACUAAGGAGCAGUACCGUGACGCUCAAGAAUCCGCGGCGGACAGCUCAGCCCAAAACAAAAUCCUAGCCGCUAAACUUGCGAACGCAGAGCGCAAAGCAGCCGGUGAAGCCGCCACCCUCCAGAGGCUGCACUACGAGCGCCAGGAUAAACUAGUGAACCAACAACUGGAGAGCGCACGGACUCAGAACGCUAUCUUGAAGAGGCAGCUUCAGCAGAAGGAGGAGGAGCUGGCUCGGAUCAAGAACUCGCGGGGUGUCGGCGUGGAAUCCGACAUCAUCUGCGAGGAAAGCCCCGGAGCCUACCGUCAUCGAAGAAUGUCCAAGGAUCCGGUUGCUAUUCAAGCCGAGAGAUGCGGUCGAGGCCAAGGAGCGCAAUGGCUGUGA